AUGGACGCGGAUGCCGAAGACUACGAUGAACUAAGUAAGCCACAAUAUGAAUCUGGAUGUAAAUUCAUCAGCGAAUUAAACCUCUCCCCGGGAGAAAAAGUACUAGACAUGGGUUGUGGUACAGGUCAAAUCACUAAAUAUAUCGCUGAUAUCGUUGGCCCUGAUGGUCAGGCGGUCGGAAUCGAUCCCGAUACUGCGAGAAUCAAAAUUGCUGAAGAAAAAUAUAAAGAAGCGAGUCACCUUCAGUUCCAUGUUGGUUCCAGUGUCACUAGAUUUCCACACAAUAAUGAGCCGUAUUAUGACGUCCAUGUCACCACAAAUGCAUUCCACUGGUUUCCACACGACCAGAAAAAGUUAUACAUACAAAAAACAUAUCAAUCCUUAAAACCUGGAGGAAAAUUGGCUAUUAUGUGUUCGGAUAAAGUCGGCCAGGACAGAGAUGAUAAGCAUGAUAUUAUUGACAUGCAUCCUUUGUCUGAAGACGAAUUGCGAAAGCUUUUUCAAGAAGUAGGUUUAUUCCCUAAUGUUGUGGUCAAGCAAUUCAAUUAUUUAGCUCAUUUUGAGACGGUAGAAAUAUACAAGCGUUGGAUAAAAGCAUCGUCACAUCAGAACCUCGACGACUGGGAUCCAGCCUUUGUAAAAUCAAUUAUGGCUGAAUUCGUUACAUUUCAUGACGAUGGAAGUGUUGCUUCCAAAAUACCGUCUAUUUGCAUUACAGCAAGUAAAGAGUGA
This is a messenger RNA of Paramuricea clavata, 732 nucleotides long. The record is from the annotation of a GenBank genome assembly. NCBI's taxonomy places the organism in Eukaryota, Metazoa, Cnidaria, Anthozoa, Malacalcyonacea, Plexauridae.